AUGUCCAGCCCAGAACAGUAUGCAGAUGCGAACGUACGACAGAUCUUGAAAAUGCAUCGAACAGAGAUUGCAAUGGCCAUUGAUGACCUCUUCCCUUUCCUUCAUGGACUUACAGAUUAUGACAUUGUUACUGAGGAGAUGUUUCAGGAAACGCUGAAUUUUAAAGAGCGAGAAGGUACUCAUAAAGCUAUAUAUUCAUUACUGUCAUGGCUGCUGGACAGAGAUUUCUUGUACAUACAAGACUUUUGGAAGAUCACUUUUAAAGAUUACAACCUUGAAAGAUACCCUAGACUCCAGUCCAUUUACAACAGCUUUCCUAAAGAUAUAGACUUCAACAGACAGAGGAAAGCAAGAAAGGUGCAGAGCUGUCCAAAGGCUCAAAUACAAACCAAACAGCCAAUUAAGAGAAAACCGCCUUUAGAGGAAGAGCCUGACCAGUUAACCAGCAAUUCAAAGAGUUUGCAGAACCAAGGUAUCCAGACUGUUGCCACAUCUGUUCAGAGGGCUGUUACUGUGUCCUCCCAUGAGCAUCCCAUGAGUUGUGGAGCCACAGGAAUAGUUAUUAAACAAGUGUUUGAGUCAGGAAGUUCAAAAAAGUGCAUAAAAGUUGGCGGAGAAUACUAUUGUCCAAACAAAUUUGAUAACAUCAGUGGAAAAGGAAGAAGUAGAAAUCCCAAGAACAAUGUCUGCAAUAGAGGACUUCAAAAUGUACCCAAGAAUGACGAUGAGUGCGCUGUCUGCAGAGAUGGAGGAGAACUGAUCUGCUGUGAUGGCUGCCCAAAGGCCUUCCAUUUAACUUGUCUAAUUCCACCACUAAAUGCAAUUCCAAGGUAA
This is a messenger RNA of Protopterus annectens (West African lungfish), 834 nucleotides long. RefSeq names its product autoimmune regulator-like. Bases 1 to 834 code for a protein of 277 amino acids. Gene Ontology annotation, biological process: humoral immune response; regulation of transcription by RNA polymerase II. Gene Ontology annotation, cellular component: nucleus; cytoplasm. The transcript is spliced from 6 exons. The record is from RefSeq and is a predicted model, not a curated record. Gene Ontology annotation, molecular function: translation regulator activity; DNA-binding transcription factor activity, RNA polymerase II-specific; DNA binding. NCBI's taxonomy places the organism in Eukaryota, Metazoa, Chordata, Ceratodontiformes, Protopteridae.